AUGGGUCAACCACUGAUUGGGAAGACUACUGCUACAGAUUUUGGAGUUCUUAGAGACCUGAAUCAAAGUAAGGUAUUCUCCAAACUUGAUAUUCGCUGGGCGUACCCCCAGAUUGAGUUAACACCAGAAUCACGCAGCAUUACAACAUUCCAAACUCACCAAGGCAUGUAUCGGUUUAAAAGACUUAUGUUUGGCAUUAGUUGUGCCGCAGAGUUGUAUAAUAAAAUCAUACAACAGGUUCUGAGAAAUUGUCCAGGUGUCAAUAGUAUAUUUGACGACAUUGUUGUACAUGGAGCGUCACAGAGCGAACACAACAAGAACUUGGAUAAACCCCUACAAACACUUCGUGAAAAGGGAUUGACAUUAAACUUGGAUAAAUAA
Molecule: messenger RNA, 381 nt
Organism: Pecten maximus
Lineage: Eukaryota; Metazoa; Mollusca; Bivalvia; Pectinida; Pectinidae
Exons: 2
Coding region: 1-381 (126 amino acids)
Source: RefSeq, a predicted model, not a curated record